AUGCGCUACUACUGGCAACUGCUCAUUAAGCAUGAUAUACAUAGAAUGUCAUCCCGGCGCCAAUAUUCUAGUUGCGACUCAUGUCGCCGAUUGAAGCGCAAAUGUGUCUAUGAAGAAACCACUCGUCGUUCGGGACUGGUAUGUCUCCGCUGCAAGGAGCUGGGCUACAAUUGCACUUUCGACUACAUCUCAGCACGUUUGGAACAGAAGAAGAGGAAACGUCAUUCCACUGCUUCCGAUUAUAAAAACUAUCAGAGUCAAUCGACAGAGCUGAUGUCCAUCGGAGAGCCCGUUGACACCAUGGACUGGAUUUCGGUUCUUCAACCUUAUGACGGAGAUGUUUCCAUUGAGUUUGACGACUUAAACAACGAUAUAGCGGCUGAAUAUCUCAAUUUGGAAGGUCUCGAUCGAGAAUGGCAAGAUCUGACGAUGGCUGGAUGUGCUCAAUCGUCGAUCUUGGACACAAAUGGUAGAAGUAGUGACUAUACGUUGCAAGUUAGUCCUAAGCCGAAAAAUUCGAAUUAUUCUGGCCCUAGAAAACAAAUCGAACGAGCCCAGCUUUUCGCCUCUUGGAAGGGAAGCCCAACACAACUGCUCAACUCGACCUUCACAGCAAGGUCGCUAGGAACAUGUCUUUACCAUACUUAUGCCGCCAUGAUGCAUGGAAUGGAGUCAAGAUAUCUGGAAUACGAAUGCAAUCCAUUCGGUCCAACUCAUAGAUAUAAAUUUGAUUUAGAGGAUGUAUCGCUGGUAAUCGAAGACAACCGCCCUUUAAACGAGCUUCCCGGUCCAAGGAAAACAGACUCUCCUACUAUGAGCACGUUGCAAAGUUUGCCAGCUCUGAAACAGAUUCAUGAAGAAGGUUUAAAGCAAGACACACCGCUUGAGGAUACGAUCAAAAUCACAUUCGUUGGCUUGGCCAAAUUCUUGGAUCACUUUGGGCACUUUUAUGGGAACAAACUGGAUCGGCGAAGUAAGGCAGAAGAUGAACGUAUGCUGAUAGCAGCCCAGCAAGUUUUUGCACUUCAAUGGGCAGUAGAAGGGUCACGCGAGAAAGACACAUCAUUUCCAAUAAUUCAUAGAUCAGAUGGCUCCUCUACAGAGGACCUUCAUGCAUUUGCCAGCUCGUGGUUCAAAGCACGGUCUCUAAUUCUGAAUGCUACACCUGGCUGCUCUUUUACGCGUGUAUAUGCAAUGAUUCUCUUCCACACCUGUGUUGCUCCAGAAGAGGCCAAAGAGGUCGCAGGUCAAUUGAAUAAUAUUCUCGAUCGAUGUCUCCAUCAGUUCGAGGAUCUUAAAAGUAUGGUGGACGAGUAUACUAAGCUGUUGAGCAGCACCUCGACUUACCGGAACCUGCUUCAGUCCUCUGUCAAAGCCUUUCAAUGGUUUGCAUAUAUCAAGGAUACUUUUGCUGCCUUACUUACCGAACGGGAUCUUAUACUCACCGAAAAUCCGCUUAACUUAUCUGCGACUGGCUUGCGACUCACCCCYCAGCCUGUAGACAAUUUGGUGGAUGCGGAUAUACCGUUUGUCUGCCAGCGAGCCGUUCUUCUCAUUUACCGGAUAUUAAGGCAGACUGCUAAAGUUAAGCAGUUUGUACGUGAUAUUGCAUCCACUGAAGAUUCACCUCAGCUAGACGGUACUUUGGACUAUGCAAUAGGCUUCGUCGAGGAGUUCAAUCAUACAUAUGAUGACUUCCUUAACCGAUGCAUGGCUGACUUUCAAGCCCUGUCCUCACCAUCCAGACUGUCUUUUGGUUAUCUGGUUCUGUUUUGGAGCCUAGGGACCCUGACUCUAGCCGAGUCAAUUGAGCGAGUACGUUGCAGUUACUUACGACAAGGAACCAACAUCGGAGAAUUUGCAAUAGGCAAAGGAAAACAGUACGAGUCGGCUGCAAUUUCGUCGGUUAUCGCGAUUUCAAAACACAUCGCUGAUAUGUCAGCUGAAAAUGCGUCCAUCAGCAUCUCCGGCGACUCGGGGAUGAAGUUACCAUUCAUUUCACAUCACGCGAGUCUUGCGCCCAUUGUGGCUGUUUUGAGUAAGAGUAUUAAUCAUAUGCUUCAACGUGUCAUGGACAGCGAGAACCCACAUGAUGGUGCCCACUGGAUGCUAUCAAUCAAACCUGUGCUCACUUGUCUACUCGAUAUGAGAUCAACGGUGGCAGGAUCCCGCUCUAUUCAGUCUCCGCUGAGCAGGCUAGUAGCUUCUCAUGGAGAUCUUAUAAUGGAGUGUUGGACUGUUGAUGAUCCUAAUGAGUUGCUCGAUUUUCCCCUGAGUACUUCUACGUAA
Messenger RNA from Talaromyces amestolkiae, 2289 nucleotides. RefSeq lists its product as uncharacterized. Gene Ontology annotation, biological process: regulation of DNA-templated transcription. Gene Ontology annotation, molecular function: zinc ion binding; DNA-binding transcription factor activity, RNA polymerase II-specific. Lineage: Eukaryota; Fungi; Ascomycota; Eurotiomycetes; Eurotiales; Trichocomaceae. The record is from RefSeq and is a predicted model, not a curated record. Bases 1 to 2289 code for a protein of 762 amino acids. The transcript is spliced from 3 exons.